Molecule: messenger RNA, 1000 nt
Organism: Oncorhynchus nerka (sockeye salmon)
Lineage: Eukaryota; Metazoa; Chordata; Actinopteri; Salmoniformes; Salmonidae
Gene: mesd
Product: mesoderm development LRP chaperone
Exons: 3
Coding region: 24-680 (218 amino acids)
Biological process (GO): protein folding
Source: RefSeq, a predicted model, not a curated record
AUCACCGUUCACCAUCUGUAAGCAUGGCGGCGGACUUCAGGUGGGGAUGUGCUGUGCUUUUGCUUUGUACGUAUUUGAUAUGUAUUUUAGCAACGGACGGUCAAAAUAACAAGCCCAAGAAGAAGAAAGAUAUCCGGGAUUACAAUGAUGCUGAUAUGGCACGGCUUUUGGAAGAAUGGGAGAAAGACGAUGACAUCGAGGAGGGCGACCUCCCUGAGCACAGGCGGUCCCCCCCGCCUAUCGACUUUUCCAAGGUGGAUGCUUCCAAGCCUGAGGAGCUGCUGAAGAUGUCGAAGAAGGGGAAAACUCUGAUGGUGUUUGCCACGGUGGAGGGAGAGCCUACGGAGAAGGAAACUGAGGAGGUGACCAGUCUGUGGCAGAGCAGCCUCUUCAAUGCCAAUUUUGACAUUCAGAGGUUCGUGGUGGGCUCCAACCGGGUCAUCUUCAUGCUGCGAGAUGGCAGCUUCGCGUGGGAGGUCAAGGACUUCCUGGUGGCCCAGGAGCGCUGCGCCGAGGUCACCGUGGAAGGCCAGGUGUUCCCCGGGAAGGCCGCCAAGAAAGAUGACAGCGCCAAGCAGCAGAACGAAGUGAACACCAAAAAGAAGGGCAAGAAGAAGUCGGAGGGCAAGAAACCCGACCUGGACGGCAACAGAGCGAGUAAAGACAAGGUUGAACUGUGAUUGGCUGAUGAUGGAGAGAGAGAUGGGAUUGGCAGAACAAUCACAAGACCCGUCCAGACCAGCAACACCACCUAGUUUAUUUUACUUUAGUAUUUGCAGAUCUGAGGCCAAUGGGUAGAAGAAAGAUGCGUCUGACUACUACCUAGCCUUUCAAUCAGGCUUUAUGGAGCUGCCACAGAUCUACAGACACUGAGGUGGUAGAGGCUAGGGGAAGGGACUUGGAGAGAGGUUCAACGGUGACUCAGCACAAGACAGUUUGUGGCACUGUAUACUCUUUCAAACCUAUUAAAGUCAGGGUCAAUGACUGACCUCAGAGCAGA